This is a messenger RNA of Brettanomyces bruxellensis, 1914 nucleotides long. RefSeq lists its product as uncharacterized. NCBI's taxonomy places the organism in Eukaryota, Fungi, Ascomycota, Pichiomycetes, Pichiales, Pichiaceae. The record is from RefSeq and is a predicted model, not a curated record. The transcript has a single exon. Gene Ontology annotation, cellular component: plasma membrane. Bases 1 to 1914 code for a protein of 637 amino acids. Gene Ontology annotation, molecular function: calcium-activated cation channel activity.
AUGAAGGGUGAAAUCAAGUUCUGUAUCAAAGAAAAAAACAGGACUAUUAUAGAACUAAUAUCGAAAGACAAACUGAAAGACUACUGUUGUACUUUAUAUGUUCAAAAUAUCCCUACCAAUAUUUUCCCGACCACAGGUUCGUUAAAGAGAUUUUUCAAUCAAGAUAAAAAUAUUGUGGACAACGUUUGGAAUAUUUAUGAGUAUAAGGAUCUUGAGAGUAUGAUUUCAAAAUUUCAUGCGCUAAGAAACAAACUUGAAAGUUUAGAGGUAGAAUACCUUCGGUACGAAAACGGAUUUUCAUCCAAAAUAAGGAAGGUCAUCUUUACAAAUAAACCUUUAGUUUUAAACCUAAAUCCAAAAUUGAUGAUCACAAUUCCAUCACUUUCGGAAAGGGUAGAUAGUUUCGAAUACUUAUGUGACGAAAUAAAAAAAAUAUUAAAGGAAAUCGAUACAGCCCAAAGAGAACCACUCGAAAGAGAAGACAGAGAAUGUGAUGAUCUUCUGCUAGGAAACACUGCCUUCGUUCAUUUUAAAACCCCAAUACAGGCUGCCUUUAUGCAUCAAAUUAUCUUGAGGGAAAACAUCGAGGAAAUGAAAUGCAAGAUUAUUUGUUUAAAUCCCAAAGAUAUUAUUUGGGAUAACAUCAUGAAAAGAGAUGAUAGUGUCUCGAGUCAAGCAAGGGAGAUAAUUAUAUUUUUGGCUUAUUUUGCGGUCACACUAUCUUGGGUUUUACCAGUAGCUAUGGUCGGUUCAAUAUCACAAUUGCCAUACCUCACAGCUUUAAUUCCUACUGUGCGUUGGAUCAACAAGUUUCCAAAAUUUAUAAAGGGCUUUAUUGCUGGUAUACUUCCUUCAAUAUUGUUGGUAUUUUUAACAGGACUGGCUUUACAAAUAUUUCGUCUUUUGACCAAUCAUCGUCGAAUACUCACAGGAUCAUCACUUCAGACUCACCUUCAACAAUGGAUGUUUUUGUUCUUACAUUUUCAUCUUUUUAUAGUCAUCACCAUAUCUUCAGGAUUUAUUGUCGUCCUAGAGAAUCUCGUAUACAGACCAACUACCGUGCCAUCCAUGGUUGCAAAAGACAUCCCGAAAGCGUCAAAUUUUUUCUUCUCUUUUUUUAUUUACAGGGGAUUAAAUCUUUUGGGCAAUGGUCUUCUUCAAUUCUAUAGAUUUAUCACCGAAGUUAUUAUAUAUCCCAAGGUUAAAGAUAGUACACCUCGGAGUAUGAAUGAACGGGAAAAAGGCUAUCAACGUUUUAACCCUAAUUGGGGAGAAAUAUACCCAACCUUUUCGGUCUAUGGAAGUAUUGGGUUAGUAUAUUCAGUGAUAUCACCAUUGGUAUUACUCUUCUGUUGCAUUAAUUUUCUUUUGGAUUUGAUCACAUACAGAUAUCUACUGGCACAUGUCUUUAACAAGAAUGAUAAAUGUGACACAUAUGGAAAGCUUUACCCAAUGGCUUGGAGACAACUUUAUGCAGGGAUAUAUUCACUUGAAAUAUUUCUCAUGGGAUUACUUUUUCUGGUCAAAGAUGAGGAAGGAAACAAUACUUGUUUUCUGCUUGGCAUAUUGAUGAUAAUAGUGUUAGGGGCGACAAUCUGGGCGCAUGUUUCCAUUAACAAAAAAUAUACAAGGAGUAUAGAGGCAGUUCCAUAUGAGACAAUGAUUGGUCUAAUGGAUGCUAUAGCAAAGAAGUCUAGCACAGAGCUAGAAACUAACGACAAAAAAAAGCUGAGACUUGAAUAUCUUCACCCCGUGUUCCAAUUUAACGCGAAAAACCAGAGAAUAUGGAUUCCAACAGAUCCAGUAAAAGCAUAUAAGAUGGAAUGCAAAAAAAUAAGAUCAAUGCAACUGGAACCCCAAGUAUGCGGAUAUCAACUAAACCCUAAAGGUAAACUAGAGAAAAGUCCAAAUUAA